Messenger RNA from Salmo salar (Atlantic salmon), 2459 nucleotides. RefSeq names its product purine nucleoside phosphorylase 6 (gene pnp6). Gene Ontology annotation, cellular component: cytoplasm. Gene Ontology annotation, biological process: nucleoside metabolic process. The record is from RefSeq and is a predicted model, not a curated record. Gene Ontology annotation, molecular function: purine-nucleoside phosphorylase activity. NCBI's taxonomy places the organism in Eukaryota, Metazoa, Chordata, Actinopteri, Salmoniformes, Salmonidae.
AGUUCCCUAUGUUGUCAACGGCUGGCCCGCUGUCAGUGUCAGUCCUCAAGGUUUAUUGCGCGGGUCAGUGAGCGCCCCAGUCUGUUAGACAAUUGGAUUAGAACAACGAGCCCUUUCAAAGGAACCGCAAGUCCAACGACUCCUCCUCCGUCACGCCACCCUCCCAUCACUGACCUUGUCCUGAGAUUACCGUUUGUCGCUAAACGCUGUGGUUGACGAACAAACCAUUUAUACUGUAGGUUUACCUCAUCAUCAGCAAUGAACAAUUCAUCCUCAAACAAAUGCAGUUACAAAUAUGAGGAUUACAGGGAAACAGCUGAUUGGUUGCUGUCCCAGACUGAGCAGAGGCCUAAAGUAGCCAUCAUCUGUGGCUCUGGCCUGGGCGGCCUGGCUGACUUGCUGGACAACAAGACUGUGUUUCCCUACAAGGACAUCCCAUGCUUCCCCAACAGCACAGUACAAGGACAUGCCAGUCAGCUGGUCUUUGGGGAGCUGCAGGGGAAGCAGUGUGUCUGCAUGCAGGGCCGCUUCCACUUCUACGAAGGCUACAACAUUGCCACACUGACAUACCCGGUGCGAGUGUUCUUCCUGCUCGGGGUGGAGACCCUGAUUGUCACUAAUGCUGCUGGGGGACUGAACCCCAACUUUAAAGUGGGUGACAUCAUGCUGAUCAAGGAUCACAUCAACAUGCCAGGCUUUGCAGGCCAGAACCCACUGUGUGGUCACAACGAUGAAAGGUUUGGAGUGCGUUUUCCCUGCAUGUCGGACGCCUAUGAUAAAGACCUUUCUAUAAUGGCCAAAGAGACUGCUGAGGAGCAGGGCUGUUCCUCCUUCAUCCAGCAAGGCGUGUACUGCAUGCUGGCAGGUCCCAACUUUGAGACCAUCGCAGAGUGCAGAGCUCUCCAGAAACUAGGCGCAGAUGCUGUGGGUAUGAGUACAGUCCCUGAGGUGGUGGUGGCUCGUCACUGUGGUCUUCGUGUCCUUGGCCUGUCUCUCAUCACCAACAAGGUGGUCACAGACUACGACAGCCAGGAGAAGGCCAACCAUGAGGAGGUACUGGAGACCACAGGAAUGCGCACUCAGGACCUACAGAGGUUGAUCAGUAACCUGCUGGCUAAGAUGUAGAUCAGCCCCAGUCUGUCUGUGUUAACUGCCCAGGAACAUAGCUACUGUAAGGUGAUGUUAUACAAAAAGCACAGAUGCAUAUAUGCUACUUCAGUUUGAUUUGACAUCUUAUAGGCUGGGAUUUGUCUUCAUCAUGUAAUCUCUAAACUGAAGCACUGUAAAGAGGCAUACUAACCAAACUCACCUCUUCGAAAAGGGGUUGUCCAUAUGCCUAUAAAAGUAAUGUAAUGACCAGGAAAAAAAAGAUAGGAGAUAGUACAGACUUGAAAAUAAUAUAUUCCUUUGAAUUAAAACAAAACUGAAAAUGCAUCACACUGAAGUGUUAGAUAUGUAGCCUUCAUGUACAUUAAUGUAUUGCACAAUUAUUAAGUACAAAUUAAUCUCAUGGUCAAUGUGAACAUGGGAUCAAGCACUGAAAGAUAAAUCAAUGGUCUGUAUGUCACGUGGACCAACAAUCAUUGUGUUGUCGCUCAUUAGUAAAGAUUAAUAAUGUAUAUUUCUUCCUUGGUAGACUUAUUAUUCUACCUUUCUAGAAUCCGACUGCUCCUUGAUGGAGAGAUCACCAAAACUCAUCAUGGUUAUAAGAAUAAUCACAUUUAUCAGAGUGAUGAAAAGUAAAACAUUUUUAAAAACCUCAAACAUACACUGAGUAUACAAAACAUUAGGAACACCUUCCUCAUAUUGAGUUGGGGCAGGAUUCUACAAGGUGUUUAAAGCGUUCCACAGGGAUGCUGGCCCAUGUUGACUCCAAUGCUUUCCACAGUUGUGUCUAGUUGGCUGGAUGUCCUUUGGGUGGUGGAUCAUUCUUUAUACACAUGAGAAACCUUUGAGCGUGAAAAACCCAUCAGUCUUACAGUUCUUGACACAAACCGGUGCGCCUGUCAUCUACUACCAUACCCCACUCAAAGGCACUUAAAUCUUUUGUCUUGGCCAUUCACCCUAUGAAUGGCACACAUACACAAUCCAUGUCUCAAUUGUCUCAAAUCCUUCUUUAACCUGUCUCCUUCCCUUCAUCUACACUGAUUGAAGUGGAGUUAACAAGUGACCUCAAUAAGGGAUCGUAGCAUUCACCUGGAUUCACCUGGUCAUUGUAUGUCAUGGAAAGAGCAGGUGUCCUUAAUGUUUUGUAUACUCAGUGUAUAUUGGGGGACAGUUAUUUUCAUAGUCAUAAAAAGGAGACUGUUGAUGUCAAAUGUUUUUCACAGUUGAGGAGUAGUAAUGUACUGUAUGUAGGAGAUUCACUUCUUUACUUUAAUUUCAGUUGUCCUAAAAUCAAAUGUAUUUUCACAUAAUAUACUGUUUUAAAAUAAAACUAGCAAAUUACAAUUCUAAAA